AUGGAGGUGUGGAGAAGCGGAGAAGAUGAGAGUCUGACUGAACUGGAGGGCUCGACAGGCACCAUGAUAGCCCUGAACUCCUCCAGCCACCUCCUCCUCUGCUACGAUGCUGCUAACCACACCAACUACACUACCACCAACAACAUCACCUAUUUCCCUUACUACCAGCACUCCCUCCCUGUGGCUGCUAGCUUCAUCCUGGCCUACCUUUUCAUCUUCCUGCUGUGCAUGGUGGGUAAUGUGCUUGUGUGUCUGAUCGUGCUGGGGAACCGCCGCAUGAGAACCGUCACCAACCUUUUCAUCCUCAACCUGGCGGUCAGCGACCUGCUGGUGGGCAUUUUCUGCAUCCCCACAACGCUGGUGGACAACCUCAUCACAGGUAGGUAACGCAACUCGGUUUCACUGACCUGGUGAACGCAACUCUGUAAAGGGUGGGGAAUACAACUCUGGAUGGGGGGGCGAAUGCAACUCUGUCUGAGCUGGCGAACGCAACUCUGUCUGAGCUGGCGAACCAAAACUGGUCCACGAAAAUUGCGUACUACGUCACAUAUGUGCAGUGCAUUUGGAAAGUAUUCAGACCCCUUCACUUUUUCCACAUUUUGUUACGUUACAGCGUUAUUCUAAAAUGGAUUAAAUAAAAAAUGGUCCUCAUCAAUCUACACACAAUACCCCAUAAUGACAAAGCGAAAACAGAUUUUUAGAACUUUUUGCAAAUUUAUAAAAUAAAACUGAAAAACCUUAUUUACAGAAGUAUUCAGACCCUUUGCUAUGAGACUCGAAAUUGACCUCAGGUGCAUCCUGUUUCCAUUGAUCAUCCUUGAGAUGUUUCUACAACAUUAUUUUUUUAUUUUACAACAUGAUUUGAGUCCACCUGUGGUACAUUCAAUUGAUUUGGAAAGGCACACACCUAUCUAUAUAAGGUCCUACAGUUGACAUUGCAUGUCAGAGCAAAAACCAAGCCAUGAGGUCGAAAUAAUUGUCUGUAGAGCUCCGAGACCUGAUUGUGCCGAGGCACAGAUCUGGGGAAAGGUACCAAAAAUGUCUGCAGCAUUGAAGGUCCCCAAGAACACAGUGGCCUCCAUCAUUCUUAAAUGAAAGAAGUUUGGAACCACCAAGACUCUUCCUAGAGCUGGCCACCUGGCCAAACUCUAGACUCGAAAUUGACCUCAGGUGCAUCCUGUUUCCAUUGAUCAUCCUUGAGAUGUUUCUACAACAUUAUUUUUUUAUUUUACAACAUGAUUUGAGUCCACCUGUGGUACAUUCAAUUGAUUUGGAAAGGCACACACCUAUCUAUAUAAGGUCCUACAGUUGACAUUGCAUGUCAGAGCAAAAACCAAGCCAUGAGGUCGAAAUAAUUGUCUGUAGAGCUCCGAGACCUGAUUGUGCCGAGGCACAGAUCUGGGGAAGGGUACCAAAAAUGUCUGCAGCAUUGAAGGUCCCCAAGAACACAGUGGCCUCCAUCAUUCUUAAAUGAAAGAAGUUUGGAACCACCAAGACUCUUCCUAGAGCUGGCCACCUGGCCAAACUGAGCAAUCGGGGGAGAAGGACCUUGGUCAGGGAGGUGACCAAGAACCCGAUGGUCACUCUGACAGAGCUCCAGAGUUCCUCUGUGGAGAUUUGAGAACCUUCCAGAAGGACAACCAUCUCUGCAGCACUCCACCAAUCAGGCCUUUAUGGUAGAGUGGCCAGACGGAAGCCGCUGCGGUGAAGCAUGGUGGUGGCAGCAUCAUGCUGUGGGGAUGUUUUUCAGCGGCAGGGACUGGGAGACUAGUCAGGAUCGAGGGAAACAUGAACGGAGCAAAGUACAGAGAGAUCCUAGAUGAAACCUGCUCCAGAGCACUCAGGACCUCAGACUGGGGCAAAGGUUCACCUUCCAACAGGACAACGACCCUAAGUACACAUCCAAGACAACGCAAGAGUGGCUUCGGGACAGGUCUCUGAAUAUCCUUGAGUGGCCCAGCCAGAGCCCGGACUUGAACCUGGUCAAACAUCUCUGGAGACAUCUGAAAAUAGUGCACCAUGUCAUUGCUGUCUGUCUCGCUCUGCUGUGUGUGCAUCUUGCUAACUGUCACACAAAUGGCGAGGGGCUGAAGCUUAUUGACUGAAUUGCUAGGGGGCUGGCCCAUGUGGGGGGAAAUGUAGGGAAAAUGGCACAGCACAGGUUCCAGAAAAAUGGUUGAUUUUAAACUAGGGAUUUUGUUGCUAAUUGAGGUAAGACAUUCUGCUCAUAGAAUAUGCAUGUAUGAACUACACAUUGACACAUCAACAGCGGGAGGUUAAAAAAAUACUUAAUAGUCUGCAAUGUUCCGGAGCAUGUCUUUACUAAUUUGUGAAUUUUUGACUCCUCAAAAAGAAAGAACAGAAACAUAGUUAUAAUGAAUAUAAACAAAGUGUUGCUGCAGGCAACAUUAGAUGAUCAGAGGAGACAUAAACAGAGUGAGGAAUAUUGUCAGAGAUCCUUCCUGCAGAAUGUUUUUCAUGAGUUUGUAUUUUUUUUACCACUGGCCAUUCACUUCUUAUCUUCCAAAAGCAGGACAAAAAAAAGGAAACUUGGCUACUUCAGAACUCAAUUUACAUACAUAUUAAUAUGUUAUCACUCAUAGACUGGGUUUGGAUUUGAGGGACCCAUAUAUGCCCAUAAGCAUUGAAAAUGUUAACCUUGGCCCACCCCACUAUCUUUUCGUCACCCCCAAGACCCAAUGUGAAGGCCAAACCCUGCCUGUGGAUAUACAGUACCAGUCAAAAGUUUGGACACACCUACUCAUUCCAGGGCUUUUCUUUAUUUUUACUAUUUUCUACAUUGUAGAAUAAUAGUGAAGACAUCAAAACCAUGAAAUAACACAUAUGGAAUCAUGUAGUAACCGAAAAAGUGUUAAACACAUUUUUGAGAUUCUUCAAAGUAGCCACCCUUUGCCUUGAUGACACUGCACACUCUUGAAAUUCUCUCAACCAGCUUCAUGAAGUAGUCACCUGGAAUGCAUUUCAAUUAACAGGUGUUUCUUGUUAAAAGUUAAUUUGUGGAAUUGAUUUCCUUCUUAAUGCGUUUGAGCCAAUCAGUUGUGUUGUGACAAGGUAGGGUUGGUAUACAGAAGAUAGCCCUAUUUAGUAAAAGACCAAGUCCAUAUUAUGGCAAGAAAAGCUCAAAUAAGCAAAGACAAAUGACAGUCCAUCAUUACUUUAAAACAUUAAGGUCAGUCAAUACUGAACAUUUCAAGAACUUUGAAACUGGCUCUCAUGAGGACCGCCACAGGAAAGGAAGACCCAGAGUUACCUCUGCUGCAGAGGAUAAGUUCAUUAGAGUUAACUGCAACUCAGAUUGCAGCCCAAAUAAAUGCUUCACAGAGUUCAAGUAACAGACACAUCUCAACAUCAACUGUUCAGAGUAGACUGCGUGAAUCAGACCUUCAUGAUCAAAUUGCUGCAAAGAAACCACUAUUAAAGGACACCAAUAAUAAUAAGAGACUUGCUUGGGCCAAGAAACACGAGCAAUGGACAUUAGACCGGUGGAAGUCCAAAUUUGAGAUUUUUGGUUCCAACCGCCGUGUCUUUGUGAGACGCAGAGUAGGUGAACGGAUGAUCUCUGCAUGUGUGGUUCCCUCCAUGAAGUAUUGAGGAGGAGUUGUGAUGUUGUGGGGGUGCUUUGCUGGUGACGCUGUCAGUGAUUUAUUUAGGAUUUAAGGCACACUUAACCAGCAUGGCUACCACAGCAUUCUGCAGCGAUACACCAUCCCAUCUGGUUUGCGCUUAGUGGGACUAUCAUUUGUUUUUCAACAGGACAAUGACCCAAAACACACCUCCAGGCUGUGUAAGGGCUAUUUGGCCAAGAAGGAUGAUGGAGUGCUGCAUUAGAUGACCUGGCCUCCACAAUUACCCGACCUCAACCCAGUUGAGAUGGUUUGGGAUGAGUUGGACUGCAGAGUGAAGGAAAAGCAGCCAACAAGUGCUCAGUAUAUGUGGGAACUCCUUCAAGACUAUUGGAAAAGCAUUCUAGGUGAAGCUGGUUGAGAGAAUGCCAAGAGUGUGCAAAGCUGUCAUCAAGGCAAAGGGUGGCUACUUUGAAGAAUCUCAAUUUGUUUAACACUUUUUGGGUUACUACAUGAUUCCAUAUGUGUUAUUACAUAGUUUUGAUGUCUUCACUAUUAUUCUACAAUGUAGAAAAUAGUAAAGAUAAAGAAAAACCCUUGAAUUAGAAGGUGUCCAAACUUUUGACUAGUACUGUACAUAACUUCUCACAAUACAUUGCUAGAAAGUUAAGAUAAUAUGAUUAAUUCAUUUGUCUUCAUAUUAAAAUGUAUAUGCAUAGUUAAUGCCACAUCAUUAUAUAUCAUUCACACUAUAGCCUUGUGCUGCACAACUGUGAAAUCAUAUUAGAGAUGUACUGUACACUAAUCAUAUUAGAGAUGUACUGUACACUAAUCAUAUUAGAGAUGUACUGUACACUAAUCAUAUUAGAGAUGUACUGUACACUAAUCAUAUUAGAGAUGUGCUGUACACUAAUCAUAUUAGAGAUGUACUGUACACUAAUCAUAUUAGACAUUGUACCAUUUUCAUGUAACACAUUUAAUGUAAAGGAAAUAUAGAAUGCAUCAGAAUUUCAGGUGUGACAAUCUCCAUUAUAAAAAUACAGGGGCGCCACUUUGGUUUUAGAAGUGGGGUGGACAUACCUGGCGGGGGGUCUGGGGGUCCUCCCACAUUUUUUGGGGCAUCUAAAGCUCAUUUCCUGCAUUUUUACACAAUCCAAUAUGCCGUCUCUAUUUAGAACAAAAAGUAAGCAAAAAUGCCCACAGUCAUCAAGCUACUGUAGGUAAGAUAUCAUUAUUAAAUAUGUUUAAGUGGUUAAUAAGACUUAACUAGAUCAAAGGUAAUUAAAUAAUAAAUAUUGUGUUGCACCUUUAACCAAUAGCCUAUCAAAUGAACAACUCUUGAAAAAAUACAGACUUUUGAUUGUCUUUAUUAAGACAUCGUCUAUAUCAAAUUUCAGCCAGACCGACCAACCAGCCCCUGCCAUCUGCACGCCCGACCCCCACAAGUCAAUAACUAAACUCUCUCCCAACACAAUUUCCUUUCCAGUUCCCACCUUUAAAAAAAAAAUGUCAUUCCCAAGGGAAAGAAACAUUGAUUUCCUUCUUAAUGCGUUUGAGCCAAUCAGUUGUGUUGUGACAAGGUAGGGUUGGUAUACAGAAGAUAGCCCUAUUUAGUCAAGACCAAGUCAAAUAUACAUUAACACACAGAAACAGCAAAUCCUCCAUGUAUUUAAUCUCAUAGGCCUAAUAGUACUGUAGAGCCAGCGGUGGAAAAAGUACUCCGUUUUCAUACUUGAGUAAAAGUAAUGAUAUCUUUAAUAGGAAAUUUACUCAAGUAAAAGUGAAAGUCACCCAGUAAAAUACUACUUGAGUAAAAGUCUAAAAGUAUCUGGUUUUAAAUGUACUUAAGUACAGUGGUGGCAAAAGUACUGAAUUGUCAUACUUGAGUAAAAGUAAAUACUAUACAUAAAAUUCCUUAUAUUAUACAAACCAGACAGCACGAUUUUCUUGUUUUUUAAAAUUUAUGGUCAGCCAGGGGCACACUCCAACACUUAGACAUCAUUUACAAACACAGUAUAUGUGUUUAGUGAGUCCGCCAGAUCAGAAGCAAUAGGGAUGACAAUGCGUUAUAUUGAUAGGUGCGUGAAUUGGACCAUAUUGCUGUCCUGCCUGAGCAUUUGAAAUGUAACGAGUACUUUUUGGUGUCAGGGAAAAUGUAUGGAGUAAGAAGUAUAUUAUUUUCUCUAGGAAUGUAGUGGAGUAAAAGUUGUCAAAAAUAUAAGUAGUAAAGUACAGAUACCCCAAAACAUGACUUAAGUAGUACUUUAAAGUAUUUUACUUAAGUACUUUACACCACUGUGUAGAGCUCUUUUUACUUGCACACAAUAUAACUGGGUCGCCCCAUCCUGUCCAUAGGGGUCCACCACCCUGCAGCGCCCCAACCUAACACAUCCCACUCAGCUUUAGGAUCUUAGUGAAACAUUCAUUUAUUGGUUGGGUGUGUUAGGCCAAGGCCAGAGUGACAACCCACAGGAUGGCAGACUCACACGGCCAGGACUGAGCAGCACAGCAGCUAGGGAUUGCCUAAAUAGGUGUCUCCCCUGACGUGGGCAUGUUUUCAAUGCAAACUCCUUUUGUCGUACAGUAUUCCAUAUAAGGCAUCCAGACCUUAUGAAAGUUGCCCAGUAUACCCUUAAUCUUGUAAUAAAUCAAAUCUAGUGAUACAUAACUUGACAUUGUUGGAGGAUAACCAACCUUCCAAUCAAUGGCAAUGCAAUUCUUAGCCACUAUAAAUGCUUGGUUACACGGUUUCUUCAGAUAACAGUCUCCAGUAUCAACGUUUCCAAGCAAACAAAAACAGGGAGAAUCUGUAGACAUGCUGAGAUAAAAUAACAUACUCUUUGCCAGAAUUCAGCCAGCCUUCACAAGAUCACAACAUAUGCAAAUAUGUCCCCUUUUGUGUUUUACACCUCCAUCAGAGGAAUUACUUUUCUGAGUGCAUGUAAUUCAGUUUCACUGGCAUAUAGUACAUUCUAUGGAUGGUCUUAAACUGCAGUAAUUUGUGUCUGAGAUUAUAUGAACAUGACUGGGAAUUCAAACAUAUCUGUAUCAAUUUAUCAUCAUCAACAGCUUCUACCAGGUCUUCCUCACAUUUUUAUCAACCCUUGAUACAGUUUGGAAAUUAACUUUGGAGGUUUGUCAGACUGCCUUAAAAGAGCAUCUGGCUUGUCCAGUGUUUGCUGCACAGAGAGAAUAAAGUGUUGUAUCUGCAAAAAUUCACGUCAGCUCCAUCACAGACUGGUCUUCCCUGUCUGCCUGACCCUGCUGAGACCCCUGUGACCAUCUGAUCCUCCUAAGAUGAGGCAUGACAAAUAAUUACCUUGAUGUACAUUAUAUUAUCCAACAAUAGAAUGAAUGGUUCAAUAAUUGAAAUGAACAUUAUUCCCAGAUCCCAGACUGUAGCUUUAAGCUUAAGCUGCUGUCCUGUAGCUACUGUAGGUCUACCCAUCAAUUCAAGAUGGAACUUUGUAUCAUUCACUGAUAUUAUUAAUAUAUUACAAAAUUCACCUGAGCUCCGUAGACUGGUCUUCCCUGGCUGGCUGACCCUGCUGGGACCCCUGUCACCACCUGAUCCUGCUAAGACAUGAUGAGCAGUGUUGAGUAGUGACUGUGCACUAGAGGGCUGCAUUCCCAUGGGAUGCCUGCGGGACCUGCGGGUCCCGACACAGAUCAUUGCGGCCCAGUCGGAAUUGUCAUGCUGUGAGACAGACGACUUUGGGAUUCAAAUAUUUUUGUUGUCCCACAGAUUAUUUGGAAACUGGCCUCUUUCUGCUUUGUAUGCGUUACCCUACCUAUUGUAUUAAAAACACAUAUUUUUCGCAUUAUUCACACACUCAGAAUUCGCUGCUUCAACUUCAGUAGCCUACCUCUCCUAGUUGGGCAUGAGAGUUCAAGUGCCGCUAGUAUGUGUGGUCUCAUUGAAAUAGGGUAGGCUGCAUACAUGGGCGGAGAAUCACGUGGCAGUUAACUUAAAUAUGAAAUUUAACUUAGAUAUGAUUAGACUAUACAGUCGUGGUCAAAAGUUUUGAGAAUGACACAAGUAUUGGUCUUCACAAAGUUUGCUGCUUCAGUGUUUUUAGAUAUUUUUGUCAGAUGUUACUAUGGUAUACUGAAGUAUAAUUACAAGCAUUCCAUAAGUCUCAAAGGCUUUUAUUGACAAUUACAUUAAGUUUUGCAAAGAGUCAAUAUUUGCAGUGUUGACCCUUCUUUUUUAAGACCUCUGCAAUCUGCCCUGGCAUGCUGUCAAUUAAGUUCUGGGCCACAUCCUGCCUGAUGGCAGCCCAUUCUUGCAUAAUCAAUGCUUGGAGUUUGUCAGAAUCUGUGGGUUUUUGUUCGUCCACCCGCCUCUUGAGGAUUGACCACAAGUUCUCAAUGGGAUUAAGGUCUGGGGAGUUUCCUGGCCAUGGACCCAAAAUGUAGAUGUUUUGUUCCCCGAGCCACUUAGUUAUCACUUUUGCCUUAUGGCAAGGUGCUCCAUCAUGCUGGAAAAGGCAUUGUUCGUCACCAAACUGUUCUUGGAUGGUUGGGAGAAGUUGCUCUCGGAGGAGGUGUUGGUACCAUUCUUUAUUCAUGGCUGUGUUCUUAGGCAAAAUUGUGAGUGAGCCCACUCCCUUGGCUGAGAAGCAACCCCACACAUGAGUGGUCUCAGGAUGCUUUACUGUUGGCAUGACACAAGACUGAUGGUAGCGCUCACCUUGUCUUCUCCGGACAAGCUUUUUUCCGGAUGCCCCAAACAAUCGGAAAGGGGAUUCAUCAGAGAAAAUGACUUUACCCCAGUCCUCUGCAGUCCAAUCCCUGUACCUUUUGCAGAAUAUCAGUCUGUCCCUGAUGUUUUUCCUGGAGAGAAGUGGCUUCCUCGCUGCCCUUCUUGACACCAGGCCAUCCUCCAAAAGUCUUCACCUCACUGUGCGUGCAGAUGCACUCACACCUGCCUGCUGCCAUUCCUGAGCAAGCUCUGCACUGGUGUUGCCCCAAUCCCGCAGCUGAAUCAACUUUAGGAGACGGUCCUGGCGCUUGCUGGACUUUCUUGGGCACCCUGAAGCCUUCUUCACAACAAUUGAACCUCUCUCCUUGAUGUUCUUGAUGAUCUGAUAAAUGGUUGAUUUAGGUGCAAUCUUACUAGCAGCAAUAUCCUUGCCUGUGCCCUUUUUGUGCAAAGCAAUGAUAACGGCACGUGUUGCCUUGCAGGUAACCAUGGUUAACAGAGGAAGAACAAUGAUUUCAAGCUCCACCCUCCUUUUAAAGCUUCCAGUCUGUUAUUCUAACUCAAUCAGCAUGACAGAGUGAUCUCCAGCCUUGUCCUCGUCAACACUCUCACCUGUGUUAAUGAGAGAAUCACUGACAUGAUGUCAGCUGGUCCUUUUGUGGCAGGGCUGAAAUGCAGUGGAAAUGUUUUCUUAGUAUUAAGUUCAUUUUCAUGGCAAAGAGGGACUUUGCAAUUAAUUGCAAUUCAUCUGAUCACUCUUCAUAACAUUCUGGAGUAUAUGCAAAUUGCCAUCAUAAAAACUGAGGCAGCAGACUUUUGACCUUGACUGUAGUUUACUACAGUGUCUCUAAAUAAAUAGGCUAUUGAUCAUGGAAAGAAGUGGAGGACGCUUAACCAACGUGAGUCAAAGUGCAAUCAAAAAAUGUAAUCAUUGAAAAGGAAAAGGCACAACGCGCACAUAGGUUAGGCUACUAUGGUGAGCGAGUGUUGCUCCUUUUCAUUUUCAAUAAAUAUAGAUUUUUCCAUUUAUUUGUCUCUGCCUGCAAAUCAUCCUCCUAAAAGGUAGGCUAUAUCCUAUAGGCCUAUGCAAAACGUAGCAAGUGUCGCUGUCAUCAUUCUUGCUGCUUCAAGUUCAGUAGCCAUACCUGCGAGAUCAGGUGCGCGUGUGGUCUCAAAUAAAUAGAGUAGGCUAUAGCCUAUGCAUGGGCGGAGAAGCACGGGGCAGUUAUAUUUCGAAGGAAAUGUACUUCCUAAAUACUUUACUACAUUGCCUAGAAAUAGGCCUAAAUAUUGAUCACCCAUAUUUCUCAGUCUGAAAAUCUUCCCACUCCUAAAAGGCAGUUUAUAAAAAUAGUCUCUCCUACUCUGCUCUCUUCAAACUACAUCUCGCUACAUUGGCUGAUAUAGCCCAGUAAUACAUAUAACCUUAUAAAAGGGCAAUGUGAGAAUCUCUGGUAAUUUAAACUAUUUCUUCAGUUAUUUUUUUAUAUUGCCUAUAGGGCGCAAAAAUGCUGGGACCAUUGCUGGCAAGGGAGCUGCAUCACAUCCGCCUAAAAUAACAUUGCAGGACUGCGGUUGGGUUUGGGACCAGGGAGUCAGACAGAAAGCCAGCGGGUGUGAGCGUAGUGCGAUAUGAAAAGCUGCAUCAUGACCGUAAAGCCUGUAACAUUAGAGCUGUUUAUUACUGUGUCAGUGUGAAAAGUAGGGUACUGACUGAUCAAUAAUGUUAUAUUGCCAUAAAGACUAAUAAAAACUCACAUUGCACUGAAAAUUUUUUCAGAAUAUCAAUCGUUUGGCUGAUGGUUUCAUCGUUUGAUUAAGAUCUACUGUGAUUGAGGCAAAAAUAAUAGCUAAAGUUAGCCAACUUUUGGCCAGCUCUCUCUCUAACGGUACAUCAGCUGGCGAAAGCUAGCCAAGUUCAUUUACUUCUGUUGAAACGGGACAAAACGAAGGCUACAAAACAUUUCCAUGCAAACAACCGUCCCCAGUUAAAGUGGUGCUGCCAAAAAUAUAUGAUUAAUUUAUCUAAAGUUAGAAACAUAACGUGACAUUUCGGUCAGCGACCUUCAUCAGACAGAGUAGUGCCACUACUCCAGUUGUUUGAGCACGAAACUCCCCUUUUCCUUCGACUCAAUGUAGAGAGUCAUAAUGAGAUUUAAUUCAUAUUAAUGAUGGGUAAGAGUAGCACCUCGAGGACAAAGAUCAGAUCCUGAUUCUCUACAUUCUCUGUCAAGAAACUAUCCCUAUAAGAAUGGUUGUACACAUCCUCUUGUACCCAUCCUCUUGUACAUAACCUCUUGUACAUAACCUCUUGUUAUCUAGGCAACGGGAUAUAAAUUGUGCCUAUACCCUGCUGAGCUUGGUGUGAUGAGCUUUGUUCUAACAUAACUUAGAAAUCUUAGAGCUGUUUGAGUUUUAUUUAAUGCAUAUUUCAUCAUGUUCAUUUCAGACUGUCAUUAUGCACAUUCUACUGAUGGAAAAUGGGGGCAUGUAAAUUGCUAAUUUACAGACUAGUAGUAUAACUGGCUAAUCGAUAGUUGUAUAACUUCAUGAUAGCAAAUUACAGCCAACAUAGAAAAUUAUACAUGUUAUGAUUCCCCAUUCUACAGACCCAUUUGAAUUGGUCUUCAUUACCAUCUUAUGUCUUAUUCAUCAAGUCCUUCAAAACAAACAGAAUAUAUGUUUAACCAGUAUUUAUAUCACCAUCUGUGGGUUGAGUGAUGAUUGUGUCUAUGUAAAUGUGUAUAUUGUGCCAUCAACCUUUUGGUGCAUAUGACACAACAGCCUGGUCUUGAGUUUGUGAGAACAUUUUGCACAAGGCAAAAUCUAUUUAUGCAAUGACCUAUUAUCAUUUGAAAAGGAGAUAACAGAAUAAUAACUAAUACAAUACUAUUAAUGCAGUUUCUAAAACUUCAGUUACAAUGUUUCCCUGGUCUGCAGAAAUUCAGACUGGAUGCCAAAUAAUGCUAUCCUCUAUUGACGUUUAAGCCAGGUCAUAUGGCAGAUCAUUCAUUAAGCUAAUUGAUUCAUUUCACUGAACACAGAUCUUCAGUGAAGAAGGGCCAAGUCUAUACUCCCAUUUGUGUAGAAUCUAACCACACAACACACGUGUCUUAACCACUGUGCUUUACAUAGCCUAGUACUGUACACACUCAGGGUGUACAACUAAUGUACAGCGCAUUUGACACAACUGUGUACAAGGCCUAGGAAAUUGUGGCUGGGUCUAUAUCUUUUAAUUUAACCUUAUUUUACCAAGUAAGUUGAACUCUCUAUGGCUGCUGUCUCUUUGUUGUUGUUUGUAAUUGUCAUUGAUUUUGUCAACAGGCUGGCCGUUUACCAACACUGUGUGUAAACUGAGUGGUCUGGUGCAGGGGAUGUCUGUAGCUGCCUCAGUCUUCACCCUGGUGGCCAUCGCAGUCGACAGGUUAGUAUGAUGGAGCUCUACAGUGAGGCUGGGGAGGGAAUUUGGUUGGAGACAAUGAUUAUUUUUACUGUGUAAUUUAUCUCACCUGUGGUAAUUUAUCUCACCUGUGAUUGCAGGUGCCCUACAGGUUAGAAAUAGCCAUUCAACCAGUUUUGAAAAUAAAAAAACAGGACAUUGCAGUCCAAGUGCAAGGGGUGCCAAUAUAUUUGACCACAUUUGUAUAGUGCCUUGGCAACAAAAAAAAACAGCAAGCAUUCUUCCUUUUACUCUCUCUAUUUCCAAUAUCCACAGGUUCUGCUGCAUUGUGUACCCUUUUCAUCCCAAACUCACCCUGCUAGUUGCCAAGGCGACCAUAGCGAUGAUCUGGAUUCUGGCUGUGGUAAUCAUGUGUCCGUCAGCAGCUGCCCUGACCGUGAAGGAGGUGGCCGAUCACUACAUGGUUUACAACCAGAACUACAACAUGACCUACCCCCUGUACUCCUGCUAUGAGAACUUUGCUGACCCGAAGAUGAGGAAGGUCUACACCAUGGUUCUGUUCGCCCACAUCUACUUGGUGCCCCUGGCUCUCAUCACCAUCAUGUACGGGCGCAUCGGGGUGAAGCUCUACACCUCUGUGGUGUCAAGCAGAGAGCCUCAGGAUGCAGCACCUCCUCCUCCCCCAGCCAGGCAUGAGGGGGGCAGGCCGCUGAUCUCCCAGAAGAAAAUCAAGGUGAUCAAGAUGCUGAUCGUGGUGGCCCUGCUGUUCAUGCUGUCCUGGCUGCCGCUGUGGACUCUGAUGCUGCUGACAGACUACGGUGGGCUGGAAGAGGAACAGUUGGAGCUCCUCACCGGAUACAUCUUUCCUUUCGCUCACUGGCUAGCGUUUUCCAACUCCUCUGUCAACCCCAUCAUCUACGGAUACUUCAACGAGAACUUCAAGAGGGGCUUCCAGGCCGUCUGCCAGACCAACUCCUGCUGUCCCCCCGGGAAUAGGGGUGAGGUAACGGGAAGGGGAACCAGGGAAGGUAGGGCAGGAGGUGGGGGUAAUGGUGGGUUGGGUGGAGGCGGACUGAGGGAUCCCACAAGCAACCCCAAUCCUCUCUUGUUUGGGGCAAGGAACAAAGUAUACACUGACGGUAAUGUGGCAGACUCUGUUCUCCUUGAGCUGGAGUUGAAGAAUAAUUCUAAGGUGGGAAGCAACGCGGUCCAUGUUGAGGGUGGGGGGACUGGAAGAAUAGGGAUUGGCAAUGUGAUGAACAAAAAGGGGCUUCAUGUUGAGGAGCCCACCAGCCCAAUGGGAGUGUGUCAGGCCUGGGAUCAUUAG
Messenger RNA from Coregonus sp. 'balchen', 13016 nucleotides. The record is from the annotation of a GenBank genome assembly. Lineage: Eukaryota; Metazoa; Chordata; Actinopteri; Salmoniformes; Salmonidae.